AUGACACACCCAAGUCAAUUGCACCAAAAAGUCGCAUUAAUUCCAAAAUAUGAUUUUAAAGGUGAUUUCAAAAAUGAUGAAAACAAUAAUAGAAACAACAAACAACAAACACUACAAAAAAUUAAAGCAAAAGUGAGUACAGUAUACACUAGAAAAAGAAACCAAAA
This is a messenger RNA of Dentiscutata erythropus, 167 nucleotides long. The record is from the annotation of a GenBank genome assembly. Lineage: Eukaryota; Fungi; Glomeromycota; Glomeromycetes; Diversisporales; Gigasporaceae.